AUGUCCCGGCUAAGCUAUUCCGAAACGACGAUCAAUGCGUCUAAAGCUAAAAGAGAGAAUGUAGUGACGAGGCUAGUAGAUUCUAUCUUUAACGAAGUCGUUUACAUGACUUUGCUUGGUACUGUUGAUUGUGGGAUCGAAUACGGCUUAGGAGCUAUGGAAAAUGUAACGUAUGAUUGGUUCUCCAUUUCUCCUUUCUCUACGUCCGAUUCAGGUUCUAAAGGUUAG
Molecule: messenger RNA, 228 nt
Organism: Penicillium crustosum
Lineage: Eukaryota; Fungi; Ascomycota; Eurotiomycetes; Eurotiales; Aspergillaceae
Exons: 3
Coding region: 1-228 (75 amino acids)
Source: RefSeq, a predicted model, not a curated record